This is a messenger RNA of Phasianus colchicus (ring-necked pheasant), 2281 nucleotides long. The record is from RefSeq and is a predicted model, not a curated record. Lineage: Eukaryota; Metazoa; Chordata; Aves; Galliformes; Phasianidae.
GUCCGCCGCGUGAUGCCCCCCGACAGCUUCUACUUCUCCAUCGCCCGCGACCCGGCCACGGCCGCCGAGUCGGCCUUUUCCUACUACCGCGCCGCCGUGCCGGCUUUCCGCCGCGCUCCGUCCCGCUCCGCCUUCCUCCUGUCCCCGUCCCUCUACUACCAACCCGGCCUCAAAGGCAACCACUACGCCCGCAACCUCCUGUGGUUCGACUUCGGCCUCCCCGACGUCUCCCCGUCCAACGGCACGGCGGUGACGGCGGCCAUCGGAGCCCUGGACGCCGUUUUCCCCCUGGUCCUGCUGGCGGAAUAUUUCGACGAGUCGCUGGUGCUGCUGCGCCACGCGCUCUGCUGGCCCCGCGAAGCCGUCGUGGCUUUUCCCCAAAACGGCAGGGCGAAAAACUCCGUCCGCCCUUUAUCCGGCCGGGAGACGGAGAGGCUGAGGGAAUGGAACGCCUUGGACUGGGCUCUUUACGUCCACUUCAACCGCUCCUUUUGGAGGAAGGUGGCGGAAUUCGGCCCCCGCAGGAUGCGGGAGGAGGUGGAGCGGCUGCGCGGGCGGCGCGAGGCUUUGGCCAGGCGUUGUUUGAGGGGGGGGGGACCCCUGCCGGGACCCUCCAUCACCGACGGGAAGCUGAAGCCUUUCCAGCCCGGUCGGGGGGCGGCCGCCGUGGUCGGCUACGCGCUCAGGGCGGAUUUGGGGCCGGCCGAGAGGGAGAGGUGCGAGAGGAUGGCGACCCCCGAGCUGCAGUACAAGGACCGGCUGGAGAGGAAGCAGUUUGGGGGCAACGGGAGCGCAGGGUAGGGCUGGGCCUCGGGGACCCCGCCGGGAGAUGUGGGGAUCCCAGCGGGUCGGUCCGUGCCUCGGCUUCCCCUGUGCGUAAUGGAGCGCUACGGUACGGCUCUGUGCCUCAGUUUCCCCACUGGGAGUCAUGCAUUCCCCAUUGGGAGUCGUGAAUCCCCCAUUUGGACAGCCCUGUGCCUCAGUUUCCCUGUUGGGAGUCAUGGAUCCCCCAUUGGGUGCCAUGGAUCCCCCACUGGGCAGCCCUGUGCCUCAGUUUCCCCUGUGCGUAAUGGAGCGCUAUGGUACGGCUCUGUGCCUCAGUUUCCCCGUUGGGAGACGUGCAUCCCCCACUGGGUGUCAUGCAUCCCCCACUGGGCAGCCCUGUGCCUCAGUUUCCCCAUUGGGAAUCAUGCAUCCCCCAUUGGGAGUCAUGCAUCCCCCACUGGGAGUCGUGAAUCCCCCAUUUGGACAGCCCUGUGCCUCAGUUUCCCUGUUGGGAGUCAUGGAUCCCCCAUUGGGUGCCGUGGAUCCCUCACUGGGAGUCAUGGUUACCCCAACUGGGCAGCCCUGUGCCUCAGUUUCCCCAUAGGGGUAAUGGAUUGCUACGGUACGGCUCUGUGCCUCAGUUUCCCCAUUGGGUGCCAUGGAUCACCCACUGGGAGUCGUGAAUCCCCCAUUUGGGCAGCCCUGUGCCUCAGUUUCCCCACUGGGAGCCAUGGAUCCCCCAUUGGGUGUCCUGGAUCCCCCACUGGGUGCCACAGAUCUCCCAUUGGGAACAAUGGGUCCCCUAUUGGAACAAAUCUGUGCCUCAGUUUCCCCGUAGGGGUAAUGGAUCACUACGGUACGGCGAUGUGCCUCAGUUUCCCCACUGGGAGCCAUGGAUCCCCCACCGGAACAAACCCGUGCCUCAGUUUCCCCAUAGGAGUAAUGGGGCAUUAUGGGUAAUGGGGCAUGAUGGGAUGGCCCUGUGCUUCAGUUUCCCCUAUGGCUAAUGGAGCAUUAUGGGUAAUGGAGCAUUAUGGGAUGGCCCCGUGCUUCAGUUUCCCCUAUGGGUAAUGGAGCAUUGUGGGAUGGCCCGUGCCCCAGUUUCCCCAUAGAAGAUGGGUAAUGGAUCACUAUGGCUAAUGGGGCAUUAUGGGAUGGCCCAUGCCUCAGUUUCCCCUAUGAGUAAUGGAGCGUUAUGGGUAAUGAAUCACUAUGGGUAAUGGAGCAUUAUGGGAUGGCCCGUGCCCCAGUUCCCCUAUAGGUAACGCAUCACUACGGUUCAGAACUGUGCCUCAGUUUCCCCAUGGGGGGGGGGGGUGUCACGUGACAGCGCUGUUCCCCCUUUGCAGUACCGCCCCGUGCCUCAGUUUCCCCACUCCCACAACGGGAGUUUCCCCACGUGGGUGUCGGGUCGAUGCCCCCGUUUUCCCCAUUCAUACAAUAGGUCCGCUACGAGGGCGUGGCUUACGAGAGCCACGCCCACUCCGUCACCCCCCUCCGUAUCUCUGGCAAUAAA